This is a messenger RNA of Rhinopithecus roxellana (golden snub-nosed monkey), 310 nucleotides long. Its product is annotated as cytochrome c oxidase subunit 7C, mitochondrial-like. Gene Ontology annotation, biological process: mitochondrial electron transport, cytochrome c to oxygen. The transcript has a single exon. The coding region runs from base 25 to 216 and encodes 63 amino acids. The record is from RefSeq and is a predicted model, not a curated record. Lineage: Eukaryota; Metazoa; Chordata; Mammalia; Primates; Cercopithecidae.
CGGUGCGGAGCUUCCAGCAGCGCUAUGUUGGGCCACAGCAUCUGGAGGUUCACAACCUCUGUGGUCCGUAGGAGCCACUAUGAGGAGGGCCCUGGGAAGAAUUUGCCAUUUUCAGUGGAAAACAAGUGGGCGUUACUAGUUAAGAUGUGUUUGUACUUUGGAUCUGCAUUUGCUGCACCCUUCCUUAUAGUAAGACAUCAACUGCUUAAAUCAUAAGGAUGUUUCAGUUCGUCCAUUUAACAGAUAUGAAGAGCAUUUUAAGAGAUACAGCCUCUGGAAAUGGAUCAAACUCUAACUCAUGGCAUACUAG